This is a messenger RNA of Penicillium argentinense, 1071 nucleotides long. RefSeq names its product fructose-bisphosphate aldolase FBA1. Gene Ontology annotation, biological process: glycolytic process; gluconeogenesis. The coding region runs from base 1 to 1071 and encodes 356 amino acids. Gene Ontology annotation, cellular component: cytosol. The transcript is spliced from 4 exons. Gene Ontology annotation, molecular function: fructose-bisphosphate aldolase activity; zinc ion binding. The record is from RefSeq and is a predicted model, not a curated record. NCBI's taxonomy places the organism in Eukaryota, Fungi, Ascomycota, Eurotiomycetes, Eurotiales, Aspergillaceae.
AUGGGUGUCCUUGAGCAGCUCAACCGCAAGGCCGGUGUCAUCGUCGGCGACGACGUCCUGCGUCUCUUCGAGUACGCCCAGGAGAAGCAGUUCGCUAUCCCCGCCAUCAACGUCACCUCCUCCUCCACUGUCGUCGCUGCCCUCGAGGCCGCCCGCGACCAGAACUGCCCCGUCAUCCUCCAGACCUCCCAGGGCGGUGCCGCCUACUUCGCUGGCAAGGGUGUCAGCAAUGACGGCCAGAAGGCCUCCAUCGCCGGUGCCAUCGCUGCUGCCCACUACAUCCGCAGCAUUGCCCCCGCCUACGGCAUCCCCGUCAUCCUCCACACCGACCACUGCGCCAAGAAGCUCCUUCCCUGGCUCGACGGUAUGCUCGACGAGGACGAGCGCUACUUCAAGCUCCACGGCGAGCCCCUCUUCUCCUCCCACAUGAUCGAUCUGUCUGAGGAGCCUGUCGACUACAACAUCCAGACCACCCAGGCCUACCUCAAGCGCGCUGCCCCCCAUGAAGCAGAGAUCGGUAUCACCGGUGGUGAGGAGGACGGUGUCAACAACGAGGAUGUUGACAACAACUCCCUCUACACUCAGCCCGAGGACAUCCUGGCCAUCCACAACGCCCUGUCCGCCGUCAGCCCCUACUUCUCUAUCGCCGCUGGCUUCGGUAACGUCCACGGUGUCUACAAGCCCGGUAACGUCCGCCUGCACCCUGAGCUGCUCUCCAAGCACCAGGCCUACGUCAAGGAGCAGACCGGCUCCAAGAAGGACAAGCCCGUCUUCUUCGUCUUCCACGGUGGCUCCGGCUCCUCCAAGGCCGAGUACAAGGAGGCCAUUAGCUACGGUGUCGUCAAGGUAAACGUCGACACUGACAUGCAGUACGCCUACCUGUCCGGUGUCCGUGACUACGUCCUGAACAAGAAGGACUACCUCAUGUCCACUGUCGGUAACCCCGAAGGUGCUGACAAGCCCAACAAGAAGUUCUUCGACCCCCGCGUCUGGGUUCGCGAGGGUGAGAAGACAAUGUCCAAGCGCACCCAGGAGGCUCUUGAGGACUUCAACACUUCCGGCCAGCUGUAA